AUAAAAAGGGAGACUCGGCCGCCUCCCAACUCUGGCCCCCGCGUCGUGCUCUCUCGCGCCGUCCUCCCCGCCGUCAUUCUUCAAGGCAUCCUCUUCUCCCCUCCGAUCCCCUUCUAACUUGUAUACUCCGUUUCUCUCAGCCUCCCUCUCUUUCCCUUUCCUUGUCUAAGCCCUCUCCCUUUCUUCUUCCAAUUUCUUGGUUAUUUUAUGGCGUGUGCUCUACUGAAGGUGGACGUGGCUUGGAAGAGAACAAUGCAACAAUUGCUGAAGAAAAUGAGUAGAAUAAUUCUAGAAGAAAGAGAAGAAAAAGCGAGAAGCAAACUGAAGCAGACAGUACUGCAAAUGAAGUCGAGAGAAUUCAAAAGAGAAAAUCAAUGAAGAAAAGGGAAACUGAGAAAGAAUCUGAUGCAGACAGUGGUCCAAAUGAAGUUGAGGCAACCCAGACCAGAAAAACAAAGAAGUCAAGAACAAUUGAGAAAAAAACUGAUGCAAAUAAAGUUGAGGAAAACCAGAAUGGAGAAUCAAGAAGAAGGGAAAGGGUGAGAAGAAAAGCCGAAAAAAUGGAGUUGAUAAGUCCUAUACUGAUGCUGAAAACAGGCCAGAUGAACAAAAUGGCAGGUGUCUCUACAUUUGGACUAUUUUUUGGUCUCGAAAUUGCAAUUCUUACAGUAUUUGUUAUUGGGGUUGCUUUCUUGUGGAUCUAUACACAAAUUUUUGUAGCAAUUCCUGUCAUCUUGGGUGGAGUGAUUCUCGCCAGUUUGAAACAUGACCGCAUUGCAAUGCUCAUUUUGACCUUGUAUUCUGUCUACUGUGGAUGGACAUAUGUCGGAUGGCUUGGUUUAGUAUUCGGUUUAAACUUGUCCUUUAUUUCAAGUGAUGUUCUGGUAUUCUUCUUGAAGAACAAUUUAAAUGAACAAAGUUCUGACAGCUCUCCAGAACAAACAGCCGGAGUGUCUGCUGAUGUUGGUGGGGGAGGAGGAAUACCUUCCACAAGUGUGCCCAACUUGGAAAUGACAUCUGAAAGUGAGGUUGUUAGAUUGUUGAACUGUGCAGAUCACUACUCAGCUUUGGGUUUAUCCAGGUUUCAGGAUGUAGAUAUUUCGACACUCAAGCGGGAGUACAGAAAAAAGGCAAUGUUGGUUCAUCCAGAUAAAAAUAUGGGCAAUGAAAGGGCUGCAGAUGCUUUCAAGAAACUCCAAAAUGCGUAUGAAGUUUUGCUCGAUUCUUUCAAGCGAAAAACGUAUGAUGAUGAAUUGAGGAGUGAAGAACUGAUGAAUUACUUACAUAGCUUCCGAAAUACUCCUCAAAAGAAUCGAGGCCGCAAGUUUACACAUGCAGAAGGUGUUGGUGUAGAUAUUCAUGCAGAGUCUAAACGGAUUCCCUGCAAGUGCGGCAAGUUUCAUCUCUGGAUUUGCACUGACAGAGCAAAAAACAAAGCACGAUGGUGUCAGGAAUGUGAGGAGUUCCACCCGGCUAGAGAUGGAGAAGGAUGGGUUGGACAGACUUCACACCCACUCUUAUAUGGACUAUUGAUGAAGGUGGAGACUCCUUGUGCAUAUGUUUGUGUGGACCGCAAGAUUUAUGAUGCAAGUGAAUGGUAUAGCUGCCAGGGAAUGAGAUGUACGGCCAACAGUCACAAACCGAGUUUCCAUGUGAACCCAAGCGUGAUAUUAAAGAGUAGCAAUGAGAGAAGGAGCAGCAGCAGCAGCAGCUCGGCUCGGAUGCCGAACAUGGAAGAGGCUGCCACCAUGACUGAAGAGGAAUUCAUGGAGUGGGUGUGGAGCGCCGUGCAAGCCGGCCUGUUUAACACUGGCGGCAGCUCAUCAGAGGCGGCUCCUCCUCCUCCUCCUCUUCCGCCUCUGGCAGCAGCUGAGACUGGGAAGGGAAGUGGCGGUGCAGCGGGUGGGAGCAAGAAAAAGAAGAAAGGGAAAAGGCAAUGGUGAGUUUGCAAGCAGUCUCGGAGAAAGAAGCCCAGAGGAUAUUUUGACAUCUUCAUUCCCACAAAACAAUACUUUGACACACAAUAUGGGGCAAUGAGGUGCAAGAAGCAAUGUGUUUAUAGAGUGGAUUGCCCCUGUAAAUGUUUCUUUCUAGAUAAAGCUCUGCUUUUUACAGCUGCCGAAACUAUUUUUAUUUUAUUUACUCGUACUGUAUUUAUUUACUCUCUAUAUUUUACGGACUAAUAUUAUUGUGAA
Messenger RNA from Cuscuta campestris, 2195 nucleotides. NCBI's taxonomy places the organism in Eukaryota, Viridiplantae, Streptophyta, Magnoliopsida, Solanales, Convolvulaceae. The record is from the annotation of a GenBank genome assembly.